Messenger RNA from Osmerus eperlanus (European smelt), 1593 nucleotides. Its product is annotated as cyclic AMP-responsive element-binding protein 3-like protein 3-B. Gene Ontology annotation, biological process: regulation of transcription by RNA polymerase II. Gene Ontology annotation, cellular component: nucleus. The record is from RefSeq and is a predicted model, not a curated record. Gene Ontology annotation, molecular function: DNA-binding transcription factor activity, RNA polymerase II-specific; RNA polymerase II cis-regulatory region sequence-specific DNA binding. The transcript is spliced from 10 exons. Bases 120 to 1247 code for a protein of 375 amino acids. Lineage: Eukaryota; Metazoa; Chordata; Actinopteri; Osmeriformes; Osmeridae.
GAUCACACUGUACACAUACUCACAUCUACAAUAAACACACUGCCAUUCUGGACCUUGAAGGGAGCUGUUGGUACUAAUAUUACAUUAACUGUCGCUAGCUCACAUCUAAUGUUGGAAUAAUGACUCAGAACUCAAACAAGAUGCAUGGUGGAAUGGAACUCCUCGAUCUCCUUCUGAACCAGGCAGACAACAUCCAACCCUGGCCAGUAACCCUACAUGGGACAGUGAACCCUGGCGGUGAUGCUGAUGAUUUCUUGGACACUCUGCUGGGUGGGAGUGACUCAUCAUCUCCUCCCACGUCGCCUCUGUGGUCCCCCUGCCCCAGUGACAGUGGCAUCAGUGAAGACCCAGCCUCAGACCAUCUGGACAGCCCCCAUCCCCCUGCCAGCCCUGCCAUUCACACAUUUCAGCUUCCACCCCAGUCUCAGUCACUCAGCUUUCUCCUGUCCAAGCCGGCUCCUGAUGUCUCCAUUGACUUGAGCUGGGAGUCUGGUCUCUUUCCAGAGAUCACAGGGCUUGCACAGUGUCUCUCGGCUACCCACAAUCCCCGGCUUCCCCCAGGCUAUCCACUCACUGUGAAGGGCCUGCUGCUGUCAGGACUCGGAGAGAAGGCCCAACGGAACUCACCGAAUUCCUUAAAGGAGCUAGUCCUAAAUGAGGAUGAGAAGAAGCUUCUGGCUAAAGAGGGCGUAAACCUCCCCAACAAACUGCCCCUGUCCAAGUUUGAGGAGAGAGUCCUGAAGAAAAUUCGCAGGAAGAUUCGAAACAAGCAGUCAGCCCAGGAGAGCAGGAAGAAGAAGAGGGAGUAUGUUGACAGACUGGAGGAGAGGAUGUCUGCCUGUAGCACACACAACUUGGAGCUGCAGAGGAAGGUCUAUCAGUUGGAGCAAACCAACACUUCCCUGUUGGAGCAGCUGGGUCGACUGCAGAGUGUCCUCACCAACGGGUCUGGAAAGCCUGUGCAGACAGGAACCUGCAUCCUGGUGCUGCUUCUGUCCUUCUCUCUCCUUCUCUCUCCAAGUCUACAACCUGACCCGUAUACUUCUACAAGUCAGGAGGACUUCACUGAAACCAGGGUGCCGUCCCGUUCGCUCCAGUCAGUAAUGGACACAGAGAGCACCUUCCAACCGACCAUGUCUCUGGCCCGGGGAGUGGAGCUCCUGGUUACUCUUCUCGAUAAGCUCCACUUUGGACCCAAGCAUCCAGACACAAACUGCCUUGACCACAACCUUAAGCAUCCACUUUGACCACUCUGACCACUCAAGUAUAUAAUGAAUAUAAGGAAUACAUUAACAGAAUGGGCAACUGCUGGGUUAGUCCUGUUUACUGCAGCUAAGACCAUAGUUGAUCACCAUCAUUUUAGAGAUCCAUACUGCUUAUGGUUUUCAUUAUAUUGUUGCUUUGGAAGUUAGUUUGUAAACCAAGACUAUGGACCCUAUUGAAGGGUCAUGUAAUAUACUGAUAAUGUAUUAUAUUCACAUGCCGGCUGAUGACCUUAUGGAUACUGACAAUUAUGGAUACUGAAUUUUAUUCACUUCACUUUCUUAUUUAACUUUCAUUCACCUUUUAAUAAAGUAUGAUUUGGAAGACUUU